Medioppia subpectinata is the source of this 1152-nucleotide messenger RNA. The record is from the annotation of a GenBank genome assembly. Lineage: Eukaryota; Metazoa; Arthropoda; Arachnida; Sarcoptiformes; Oppiidae.
GGUGAACGUGCGGCACCGGGAUCACCAUGGCCACUACCGCAACGAUGGACCAAAUCCGCGUACACCUAUCUAUUAGAUCCCAAGAUAUUUUUCAUCACCAGUAAUGCCGAGAACUGUACUCUUGUGGGCGAAAGUCUUAACAGACUGUCCGACGAGUUUAACUCACUGUUCAAAGCUGUGGAGGAAUACCAAGAAUCGCACCAUCGGUCCGGCGAUCACCGGCGGAACAGCUCUCUGCUAUCGCUCCAGAGUAUUCAUCUGCAGAUAGACUCCAUCGCCGACUGUAACCAAAUAUAUCCUCAACACAACGACAACGAGUACUACGAGAUAUCCAUACCGUUUGAGUCGUCGACUGUGGGUCGCGUCCGGGCGGACACCAUAUGGGGUGCCAUCAAAGCACUCGAGACACUAAGUCAACUGAUUUGGGUGACCGCCGAUCGGGAACUGGUGGUGAACGCCACCCGUAUUGUCGAUUGGCCUCGAUUUACAUACCGGGGCGUAAUGCUGGACAGUAGCCGACAUUUUUUGCCUAAGAAUGUGCUGUUGGCCAAUCUGGACGCCAUGGCCUACAAUAAGUUUAAUGUGUUUCACUGGCAUAUCGUCGACGACCAGUCCUUUCCCUAUGAGAGCAAAAUAUUCCCGGAGUUGACCCAAAAGGGCGCUUAUAGUGCCCGACAUGUCUACACCCAGAAAGACAUCGCUGAGAUUAUUGAAUAUGCUAGAUAUCGGGGCAUUAGGGUUAUACCCGAGUUUGACACCCCUGGGCAUACCCAGGGGUUCGGGAAGGCAUUCCCGGCACUAUUGACCACGUGCUACGGGGACGGCGACAACCAGCCAUUUACCAGCAAAUUCAACAAGCACGCCGAGGCCGAGAUACUGAACCCGAUGCAAAACUAUACGUAUGAUUUUAUGAAGAUAUUUUUCGAGGAGGUGCGACAGGUGUUCCGCGACCGAUACGUCCACUUAGGCAUGGAUGAGGUCUACUACGACUGCUGGCGCUCUAACCCACAUGUCUGGCAGUUUAUGAUCAAUAAUACGUUUACCGAUGUCUCGCAAGUGGAGCAGUACUACACCGAGAGGUUGAUCGACACAAUCAAACACAUUGGUUUCAAACAUAUCGUAUGGCAGGACCCCAUCGACAAUGGUGUCCAG